AUGGCCUCGAAACACGGUCGAGGUGGACGAGGUGGAUUUGCGCCAUUUGAACCACGAAUCCGCCGAAACUCUGCUACGGCGAACCACACCAACGAUAUCGACCACGCCCGUCAUAUGGCUGAGAACGAGGUCGACCAUCAGAAUAAUUUGGAUAAUGACCUUCACGAACCGGCGCGUCUGUCUAUGGCCGUUCGCCAGGGAAAAUCACCAAUGACGAAUAAAUGGCGCACUGAAGGAAACCAGCGCAAUCGAAAUCAACGUCCGCCUCGAGAGCGUGAGGAAAGAAGUCGAUCUCCUCUUUCUCGUCGAAUUGAAGGGCCUCCUCCAGGCAGAGAUCGCUUUGAGAGAGACGACUUCCAAAACAGGCCUACUCGUAAACGCGACCACUCCUCUGGUCCGCGUAGACCACCACCUCGAAGGACAUCUUUGUCCCCUGCCGAAUCACCUCGUCCACAGCCAGGCCGCAGAUAUCAUCCGCCAGAAUCAGCAUAUACAUCACGAGAGUCGUCGCCUACACGUUUUCCAAAGCGAAGGCGGACUAGGAGUCCGUCACGUUCAGAUUGGAGUGACAGAGGAUUUGAUGAUAGAAGGCGCUUCAGCCGGUCAAGGAGCAGGGAAAGAUUCGAUCCACGAGGAACACGGCCAGGCAGUCGGCGGGAGUUUUCUCCUAGGCGAAGUUCACCUCCACGGCCUGCUGGUCGCCCUGCAACAAGACACGCGCCUCCAGAGGUAGAUACCUAUAUUCCUGAGAGAAGGCGGCCUGUAUCACCACCAAGACGUGGUCCAAGAAGAUCAUCCUCUCCACGACAGAGGAGUAUCACCCCCCCUUUUCGUAGAAGAUCACCGUCUCCUCCAUCCCGGAGGUAUCCUUCGCGACCUGGUUCACCAUCGUCCUACCACGAUUCUCCUCUUCCCAGCCGCAGGGGUCCACCUAGGAAGUUCACUCCCGAGCCUCAAUACCGGGGCAAGCCGGUUUCGCGAACUCCCUCUCCGGCUAGAGAAUUUGAUCGUGAAUCUAUGGAUGGUCCUUUUGCUGUGCGAGGACAUUAUGGCAACCCGAACUACGUGCCUCGUGGUCGAGGUCAAAGACCCUACCACAAUAAUCGUGGCUCCUAUAGAGCUUCAUCAAUAGCUGUCUCACCAAAUAGCUCUCAUCAUGGUUCACCACAAUCCAAUACAUUGUACCGUGGUGGUCGAGGUGGAUGGAACGGACCACAGCAACCAUACAACCAGCAACAUUCGAAUACCCAGGCUCAUCGACAGAACAACUUCUCUGGAGCUGGCCAAUCACAAGAAGAAUAUUUUCGAAGUCAGCAGCCGCCACCUCCGAACCAUCCUCAGAACACUCAGCAAAAUAGACCCUAUCGUGGUGGACGUGGUCAGCAAAGAGGAGCUCAUCCUGCACAGCAUGGUCAAGAUAGAAGAUUCUCUGGUCAAGACUACCCAGAAAGCAAUACAUCACAGCGAGGACGAGGGGGCGCUUUUAGUAAUGCGCCUUGGAACCAGAGAGGAAGAGGAGGAGCCUCUACACAGGCAGGUCCUGGCUCAAAUUCUCUACGACGUUCGCCUGCUCCUCCUCAUCAGGGUCCGCGAGAUACAACAUCAACACCGAGAGAAUUAACAGCAGCUCAGACAGUUCGUGAUACACGGAUAGACGAUGACGAACACAGAGAGCCUGAAAAUAAUGGAUUGCCUUUAGACACACCCUCGGGACCUAAAGACACAUCGAAGAUCAGCUUCGCCUUCAAACAAAAGCCACCUCCACAAUCUCCUGUAAGACCUCCUCCUGCAGAUCUCUCGGAAACAGUCAAAGCUCCUCCUACAAAGCCUGCCCUUGACCGUCCGCCACCUACUCAACCUCGUGGGAACAAGUUUCAAGAUCACAGGCCUUACAACCAAACCCAGAACUUCAAUCAGAACAACCAUCGGACACACUUGGACCGCAGAAAAGAUGACCAAGAGCCGGCAUUUCGACCUCCAAAAGGGCCAGCAGCACAACCUCAAUACCAUGCCGAAAGAACCAAACCUCCUAAUGCGCAACCUCCCUCUCGACCUCGAUCCAGAUCACCUCCUACACAGCCUGCCAAGAAGCUUAAAUCCGAGACUCCUGCUAAGCCUACCCUCACUCCUGCAAUGGCUGCCAGUGAGAGUGUCUACUACCGCAAGCCAGGCAACGAAUCUGUUGUUGGUGCAGGCACGUACGGCAAGGUCUUCAAAGCUAUUCAUAUUUUUACUAAAGAUCUAGUGGCGCUCAAGAAGAUCCGCAUGGAAGGCGAACGUGACGGGUUCCCGAUUACUGCUGUGCGUGAGAUCAAACUUCUACAGAACUUGAGGCAUAAUCAUGUCGUUGAGCUAAUGGAGGUCAUGGUUGAGAAGAAUGAGUGCUUCAUGGUCUUCGAAUACAUGAGUCACGAUAUGACGGGUCUAAUCAAUCACCCGACAUUCAAGCUAUCGGAUGCACACAAGAAAGACUUAGGCAGACAGAUGUUUGAGGGUCUCGAGUUUCUACAUCGACGCUGUGUGAUGCACAGAGACAUCAAGGCUGCAAAUCUUCUGAUAUCAAAUAGAGGCCAACUGAAAUAUGCUGACUUUGGGCUUGCAAGGUUCUACACCAAAAGCAGGAAACUGGACUAUACCAAUCGAGUAAUCACAAUCUGGUACAGGCCACCUGAGUUGCUCCUUGGUGAAACACAAUACGGACCUGCAGUGGAUAUAUGGUCGGCUGCAUGUGUAUUUAUGGAAAUGUUUACCCGUAAGGCCAUCUUCCCUGGGGAAGGAGGUGAGCUGAGCCAACUUGACAAGAUCUACAACAUGCUUGGAACUCCAAGUAAAACUGAAUGGCCAGGUAUAGCAGAAAUGCCAUGGUACGAGCUCAUGCACCCAGCCACCGCCACGACUUCUUCUGGUGAGAAGAGAAAACGCUUAUUCGAGCAGCAAUACAGUGAUGUCCUCAGCCCCGCAGCCAUGGAUCUCGUCUCUCAAAUCUUCCAGUAUGAUCCUGCCCAGCGACCUGACGCAGCCACAAUCCUAGAGCACGACUAUUUUUGCGUGGAAGCACCCGAGGCCAGACAGGCAGUGGAGCUAGCCGACGUUGGCGGCGACUGGCACGAAUACGAAAGCAAAGCACACAGGAAAGAGAACGAGAGACGAGAGAAGGAAAGGCGUAAGGAAGAACAUGCCAAGGAACGUGAGAAGAGGAAAGUGAAAGAUGCUGGACUUGAUUCUUCGACUGCUGAGCACGGUGGUAAGAAGCAUAAGAGUGACAGGGACAGGGACAGAGAUAGUCAAGGUGCAAGGGUCGAUGACGCUCCUGCUGCGCCUAUGCCCGUAGGCGAAGAAGACGAUAUGAGUGAUGGGGAGGGAAGUGCUAGGAUGAGUAUGUCUUAG
Lithohypha guttulata is the source of this 3387-nucleotide messenger RNA. RefSeq names its product serine/threonine protein kinase, CMGC, CDC2/CDK subfamily (gene LSK1). Gene Ontology annotation, cellular component: nucleus; cyclin/CDK positive transcription elongation factor complex. Bases 1 to 3387 code for a protein of 1128 amino acids. Gene Ontology annotation, biological process: positive regulation of transcription elongation by RNA polymerase II; protein phosphorylation. Gene Ontology annotation, molecular function: RNA polymerase II CTD heptapeptide repeat kinase activity; cyclin binding; ATP binding. The record is from RefSeq and is a predicted model, not a curated record. NCBI's taxonomy places the organism in Eukaryota, Fungi, Ascomycota, Eurotiomycetes, Chaetothyriales, Trichomeriaceae. The transcript is spliced from 2 exons.